Gilbertella persicaria is the source of this 761-nucleotide messenger RNA. RefSeq lists its product as uncharacterized. The transcript has a single exon. NCBI's taxonomy places the organism in Eukaryota, Fungi, Mucoromycota, Mucoromycetes, Mucorales, Choanephoraceae. Bases 66 to 689 code for a protein of 207 amino acids. The record is from RefSeq and is a predicted model, not a curated record.
UUAUUUUUUCUAGGUUUAAUCAAUUGGCUCAUGCCUACAAACGACGAGGAGACAGCCAAUCCGAUAUGACAAUGGGUAUAUUGGACCAAUUCCAUGCAUUAUGCAACUACAUCUUAAGCUUUUAUUACGUCGAUAAAGGCAGCACACACGUUUCAUUUAAACAAGCCUCUGUGGCGUGGAAAAGCUUAUUUCCUUUUACAGACAACCUAUUAAAAAAACUCGAACAGCAACAAUACUUUCACCUCUAUGGUCUUUGUUCCCGUCUUGUUGCUCUUGUACGCUACUAUAUUUACAAUCGAAUGACUUCUUCUACUCACAAGUUAAUCUCCAACCAUCUAUCUCAAACUCAAGGUCAAGUUCCUCGUCUCUGUCUUGAUGUGUCUGAAAACCUGCUGCAAGAAUAUGUAAAAGCAGAGCGUUGGUACCGUAUAUCUGAGCGAAAUUUUACAUAUCAAACCAUGAUAACAGAGUUUCCUCAGGCAUUUCAAGAUGUCUGUGUUCAGGGUAACGUCUCGGCGGGUAUCUCUAUUGGUGGAGAAGCAGGUGUCUCCAUUGAGCCCAUGUUUCCAUUCACGCCUUAUUCUUCUUUACACCACGCUGCCAUUGUGUCUAAAUGCAUGUUAAAUGAAUUUGUCAAGCAAAAGAAGUUGGACUAUCAGCCUAUUUUUAAGCCAGAAGAAUUCAUGUAAAUAACUUUGAUAGAUUUUAUAAAGUAACCCUAAUAUUUAAUACUACUACUGAUAAAGCUCUGUGUACAGUUG